GUUUUAACAAUAUUACAAUAUUGUUGGUAAAUAAGAGAACAAUAGAUAAGUAGGUUUGACAUGAUGUCUUGGCUCUUUCUUUAAGAUGGCAAGCAAUACCACAGCACAGAGGUCAAGAUCAUACAGAGAAAGAAUAAAAUCAUAUCCACUUAAAUAUGCAGAGUCCCUCAAGAAGGACAGAGAAAGAUACCUGAAGAAAAAGCAACAAGGUGUUGUUAAAUCUGUGACAGAAAUGCCGAAAAGAGAACAACGAAAAAUGAGAAGACAGUGGCGAAUUUCUCAACGAAACAGACGUAGGAAAUGGAAAAUGGUCUCAGCAGUGAAUAGUUUCAUGGCACAUACAACACCACCACCAUCACCAGACAACAUGAGUGUUAAUGCAGAAGACAUCCCUGAAACACCUCAGCUGUGUGAGCCUACACCAGAGAGAACUCCACAGAGGAAAAGAGGGAGAAAAAAGGUUGCGAAGGCAAAAGCAAAGGUGUACAGAGAUCUUAAUGACAUUAAACAAAAGCUUGAGGAUGCCCUCAGAAAAGUUGAAAAAUACAAAAAAAUAAGUAAUCGACUGAAGAAGAACCUGGGGAUCCUAGAGUCACCUAAAAUGAAAACAAAGCAACAGAUGCAGCAAGAAAGCAAGCAAUUAAAGAAGACACUCCUAUUCCAUAACGGUGUUGUGUCUGUUUGCACCAUUAGUUCCUCAAUGCGCCAUGACCCAUCUGAAAUCUGGGCUCACCUCAAAAAAGUGCUUCCCUACCUCAAACAACAAAACACAGCUGCAACCACCCUGCAUGUCAUAAGUGAUGGCCCAACCACUCAGUAUAGGUCAAAAAAUAACUUUUUUUUCCUGAGCAAAGUACCAUAUGAGCUAGGAUUCAAAAAGGUGACCUGGAAUUUUCUGGAGGCCGGACAUGGGAAGGGCCCAGCUGAUGGAAUUGGUGCGGCUGUUAAGCGCCAAGCAGACUCGCUUGUGGCCAAGGGCAUUGACCUUCCAACUGGAAAAGUAUUGUAUGAACAACUGCUUAACCAGCCAUCAACUGUCAAGUUAAUGUACAUCACUGAGGGGGAAAUUGAAGAGAUGGAUAGUCUCCUUCCUGAUGACCUGCUGACCAUCAAAGGAACCAUGCAGAUACAUCAGAUUGUCUCUACAAGACUGGAGGAGAUUUCUUGGCGAGUUCUCAGCUGCUUUUGUGCAGAUCCCCAUCCUUGCCAGUGUUUUGGUCUAAAAAAAGUCAACAUACUGGGAGCACAGAACAUGGAGACUGCAUUGGGAUCACCAAGUUCAAGCACACUUACCAGCACAUCUCAACCCAUCAUAGACCUGCAUGAGGGACUGAUUGGAAGUUGGUGUGUGGUACGGUAUGAUGGGGAUCCUUACCCUGGCAUUAUACAGGAUGUGGACCCUGAGGGUUGUGCUCUGGUGAGAACCAUGAGUCAUAUUGGCAAAAACAAGUUCUUCUGGCCUAUGAGAGACGAUGUUAUUUGGUACCGGCCAGAAGAUGUGAUCAGGCUGGUCCCAGAGCCUCAACCAGUAACAAAGAGGCAUGUGAUGGUGGAGCCAACAGUUUGGAAAGAAAUAUGCUCUGUUCUUGACCAUGAAACAUAACUGAACCUCUGGCCCAUAUGAAAGUUUGACAGAUACAGUAUUUAGCAAAUACAAUGUCUAUUUAGUCAGAUUCAACUUGUUAUUCCACAUGAUUACGUUUGACAGUACAUGGAUUUACGAUAUAACACACAUGACAGUAAUGUUUAAGUACAGAGUGUUUGCUCUGGUUCAGCAUAGGCAUAUAAGUUUUCAAUUUCAAAAUAUAUUGCCUAUUUUAUCUGUUAUUCAACUGGUUAUAUUAAGGUUAUGUUAAGGUAAUGAUGACAUAAAGGGUUUGCUCUAGUUUGUACUAGUUUGCUCUAGUUCAGCAUGUAGAAAACAGUGAAGAAAUGAUUUGCAGAUUUUUAACACAAAUUCAUGUUUUUUCAUUUUUUGGAUUGUUUUUAAUUUAAAAAUAUUGGUGAUAUGUUUUUGUUCACAAAUGCUGUUGCUUAUUGAUUUGCUCUGGUUCACCACAUAGAGCAGUAGAAAAAUUGUUUUUAAUUGGAAGUUGCCUAUCUGUCAUUUCCGCCACACACUGUCUCUUCCGCCACGCCAUGUCAUUUCCACCACAACACAUAUUUUAAAGUAAAACAUAUAAAAAACAUACAAUCAAACCAACUAUAUUCAGUGGUGUUGAUAAUUGUGCAGUUAGGGCUAAGAUUUGUGUAUACACUUAGAGAAAUAUAUGAUUUUGAGCUAUGAUAAGAAAAUGAAAUGUUCCAUUGACCUAGUUUUAGGUGUUUUUUAGUGUAAACAUUGUA
Messenger RNA from Coregonus clupeaformis (lake whitefish), 2346 nucleotides. RefSeq lists its product as uncharacterized. NCBI's taxonomy places the organism in Eukaryota, Metazoa, Chordata, Actinopteri, Salmoniformes, Salmonidae. Bases 86 to 1603 code for a protein of 505 amino acids. The transcript is spliced from 2 exons. The record is from RefSeq and is a predicted model, not a curated record.